CACUCGCUGGCUCUCUCUCCAGCUGCCUCCGCUCCAGGUUGCUCCCGGCUGCGCGCGCUCCUCUCCCCGCCUCGCCCCCUCCCGCAGCCUCGCCGCCUUGGUGCCUUCCUGCCCGGCUCGGCCGGCGCUCGUCCCCGGCCCCGGGAGCCCCGGGGCUGCGCUCGCUCCGAGCAUCUUCAGCCCCGCAGUGGCUCGGACCCGAUGCUACGGGAGCGGAGCGAGCCGGGCGCGCAGAGCUGCGGGAGGCGUCGGAUGCGCGGCAGGGCUGGGGACCCGGAGCUCUUGCCAGCUCGCCUUGCCCUUUGGUGAUUACCGGGCUUGUGUUUAGAGCCCGGUCGUUCCUCGGAGGAGACCGGCGCAUCCGAGAGGAGCCAUCCGUGUCGUGUGCGUGUGGAAUAUCUGCAGACAUGACUGCGUGGAGGAAAUUCAAGUCGCUGCUCCUGCCUCUGGUGCUGGCGGUUCUGUGCGCGGGGCUCCUCACUGCAGCUAAGGGUCAGAAUUGUGGUGGCCUGGUACAGGGACCCAAUGGCACCAUCGAAAGUCCUGGCUUUCCUCAUGGGUACCCCAACUAUGCCAAUUGCACCUGGAUAAUUAUCACUGGAGAACGCAACCGGAUCCAGCUAUCCUUCCACACCUUUGCCCUAGAAGAGGAUUUUGACAUCUUAUCUGUCUAUGAUGGACAGCCCCAGCAAGGGAACUUGAAAGUGAGGCUGUCGGGAUUCCAGCUGCCUUCCUCCAUCGUGAGCACUGGGUCUCUCCUCACGCUCUGGUUCACCACGGAUUUUGCAGUGAGCGCACAAGGUUUCAAGGCCAUGUAUGAAGUUUUACCUAGUCACACAUGUGGAAACCCUGGGGAGAUACUGAAAGGAGUUCUCCAUGGAACAAGGUUCAACAUAGGCGACAAGAUCAGAUACAGCUGUCUCUCUGGCUACAUCUUGGAAGGCCACGCCAUUUUGACUUGCAUUGUCAGCCCUGGGAAUGGUGCAUCCUGGGACUUCCCAGCUCCUUUCUGCAGAGCUGAGGGAGCCUGCGGGGGAACCCUAAGGGGAACCAGCGGUUCUAUAUCCAGCCCUCACUUCCCGUCAGAGUACGACAACAAUGCUGACUGCACAUGGACCAUCUUGGCUGAGCCUGGGGACACCAUUGCUCUCGUUUUUACGGACUUCCAGCUGGAGGAAGGAUAUGACUUUUUAGAGAUCAGCGGGACAGAAGCGCCAUCCAUAUGGCUCACAGGCAUGAACCUCCCAUCCCCUGUGAUCAGCAGCAAAAACUGGCUCCGUCUCCACUUUACAUCUGACAGCAAUCACCGGCGUAAGGGGUUCAAUGCUCAGUUCCAAGUGAAAAAGGCAAUUGAGCUGAAGUCCAGAGGAGUCAAGAUGCUACCAAGCAAGGACAGCAGCCACAAAAACUCUGUCUUGACCCAAGGAGGUGUGUCUCUGGUCUCUGACAUGUGUCCAGAUCCUGGAAUUCCAGACAAUGGCAGAAGAGCAGGUUCUGACUUCAGGGUUGGUGCAAAUGUGCAGUUCUCCUGUGAGGACAAUUAUGUACUCCAAGGUGCCAAGGGCAUCACCUGUCAAAGAGUCACCGAGACCCUUGCAGCAUGGAGUGACCACCGACCCAUCUGCCGAGCCAGGACAUGUGGAUCAAACCUUCGUGGGCCGAGUGGUGUCAUCACGUCCCCUAACUACCCAGUGCAGUAUGAAGACAAUGCUCACUGUGUGUGGGUCAUCACAACCACUGAUCCAGACAAGGUCAUCAAGCUUGCUUUUGAAGAGUUUGAGUUGGAACGAGGGUACGACACCCUGACAGUCGGGGAUGCUGGGAAGGUGGGGGACACCAGAUCCGUCUUGUAUGUGCUCACAGGCUCCAGUGUUCCUGAUCUCAUCGUGAGCAUGAGCAAUCAGAUGUGGCUCCACCUGCAGUCAGAUGACAGUAUUGGCUCACCAGGGUUUAAAGCUGUGUACCAAGAAAUCGAGAAGGGAGGCUGUGGGGACCCUGGCAUCCCAGCCUAUGGGAAGCGGACUGGCAGCAGCUUCUUGCACGGAGACACGCUCACCUUUGAGUGCCAGGCGGCUUUUGAGCUUGUGGGAGAGAGAGUGAUUACCUGCCAGAAAAACAACCAGUGGUCAGGCAACAAGCCAAGCUGUGUGUUUUCAUGUUUCUUCAACUUCACGGCAUCCUCUGGGAUCAUCCUCUCACCAAACUAUCCUGAGGAAUACGGCAACAACAUGAACUGUGUGUGGUUGAUUAUAUCUGAGCCUGGGAGCCGGAUUCACCUCAUCUUCAAUGAUUUUGAUGUGGAGCCUCAGUUUGACUUCCUUGCCGUCAAAGAUGAUGGGAUUUCUGACAUCACAGUCCUCGGAACAUUCUCUGGCAAUGAGGUGCCUGCACAGCUGGCCAGCAGUGGACACAUAGUACGCCUGGAGUUUCAGUCUGAUCACUCUACCACGGGCAGAGGGUUCAACAUCACAUACACCACAUUUGGUCAGAAUGAGUGCCAUGAUCCUGGGAUUCCUGUGAAUGGACGGCGUUUUGGAGACAGAUUUCUGCUGGGAAGUUCUGUGUCCUUCCAUUGUGAUGAUGGCUUUGUGAAGACUCAGGGUUCUGAGUCCAUCACAUGCAUCUUGCAAGACGGAAAUGUGGUCUGGAGCUCUACUGUCCCUCGCUGCGAAGCUCCAUGUGGUGGGCACCUGACGGCUUCUAGUGGGGUCAUAUUACCUCCAGGAUGGCCAGGAUAUUACAAAGAUUCUUUAAAUUGUGAAUGGGUCAUUGAAGCAAAACCAGGACAUUCUAUCAAAAUAAUAUUCGACAGAUUCCAGACGGAAGUCAAUUAUGAUACACUGGAAGUACGGGAUGGGCCAACCAGCUCAUCUCCUCUGAUCGGAGAGUACCAUGGCACCCAGGCCCCACAGUUCCUCAUCAGCACAGGCAACUACAUGUACCUGCUCUUUACCACUGACAGCAGUCGGGCUAGUGUUGGCUUUCUCAUCCACUAUGAGAGUGUGACUCUUGAAUCCGACUCCUGUCUGGACCCAGGCAUCCCUGUGAAUGGUCAUCGACAUGGCAGUAACUUUGGGAUCAGGUCUACAGUGACUUUCAGCUGUGACCCUGGAUACACACUCAGUGAUGAUGAGCCCCUCAUCUGUGAGAAGAAUCAUCAGUGGAACCACGCCUUGCCCAGCUGUGAUGCCCUGUGUGGAGGCUACAUCCAUGGAAAGAGUGGGACUGUCCUUUCUCCAGGAUUUCCAGACUUCUAUCCAAACUCUCUGAACUGUACAUGGACCAUCGAAGUCUCACAUGGCAAGGGAGUGCAGAUGAAUUUCCACACCUUUCACCUUGAAAGUUCCCACGACUAUUUGCUGAUCACGGAGGAUGGGAGUUUCUCAGAGCCGGUAGCCAGGCUCACUGGGUCAGUCCUGCCUCACACCAUUAAGGCUGGGUUGUUUGGAAACUUCACUGCACAACUCAGGUUCAUUUCUGACUUCUCCAUCUCCUAUGAAGGCUUCAACAUUACGUUUGCAGAAUACGACCUGGAGCCCUGUGACGACCCUGGUGUCCCUGCCUUCAGCCGCAGAAUUGGAUUCCAGUUUGGUGUGGGUGACACCCUGGCUUUCACUUGCUUCCAGGGAUACCGCUUAGAAGGUGCAACCAAGCUUACCUGCCUGGGUGGGGGACGCCGAGUGUGGAGUGCACCUCUGCCAAGGUGUGUGGCUGAAUGUGGAGCAAGUGCCAAAGGAAAUGAAGGAACAUUACUCUCUCCAAAUUUCCCAUCCAAUUAUGAUAAUAACCACGAGUGUAUCUAUAAAAUAGAAACAGAAGCCGGAAAGGGGAUCCAUCUGAGAGCCCGAACCUUCCAGCUCUUCGAAGGAGACACUCUAAAGGUUUACGAUGGAAAGGACAGCUCCUCAAGGUCACUGGGUGUCUUCACGAGAAGCGAAUUGAUGGGUCUGGUGCUAAACAGCACCUCCAACCACCUGAGGCUGGAGUUCAACACCAACGGGUCAGACACUGCCCAAGGCUUCCAGCUCACCUACACCAGUUUUGACCUAGUGAAAUGUGAGGAUCCAGGCAUCCCUAACUAUGGCUACAGGAUUCGAGAUGAUGGUCACUUCACAGACACUGUGGUUCUCUACAGCUGCAAUCCAGGCUACGCAAUGCAUGGCAGCAGUACCCUGACCUGCCUGAGUGGGGACCGUAGGGUGUGGGACAAACCUAUGCCUUCCUGUGUGGCCGAAUGUGGUGGUCUUGUCCAUGCAGCCACAUCAGGGCGUAUACUAUCUCCUGGCUACCCCGCUCCAUAUGACAACAAUCUUCAUUGCACUUGGACCAUAGAAGCCGAUCCUGGAAAGACCAUCAGCCUCCACUUCAUUGUGUUUGACACUGAAACGGCUCAUGACAUCCUCAAGGUCUGGGAUGGCCCAGUGGACAGCAACAUCCUGCUGAAGGAGUGGAGUGGUUCAGCCCUACCAGAGGACAUCCACAGCACCUUCAACUCCCUCACUCUGCAGUUUGACAGUGAUUUCUUCAUCAGCAAGUCUGGCUUCUCCAUCCAGUUCUCCACUUCCAUUGCAUCCACCUGCAAUGAUCCUGGGAUGCCUCAGAAUGGUACCCGCUAUGGUGACAGCCGGGAACCUGGAGACACCAUCACCUUCCAGUGUGACCCUGGAUACCAACUCCAAGGACAAGCCAAGAUCACUUGUGUGCAGCUUAACAACCGCUUCUUCUGGCAGCCAGAUCCUCCUUCAUGCAUAGCUGCUUGUGGUGGGAAUCUGACGGGCCCUGCUGGAGUGAUUUUAUCUCCAAACUACCCACAGCCAUAUCCUCCUGGGAAGGAGUGUGACUGGAGAGUUAAGGUGAACCCGGACUUUGUCAUUGCCUUGAUAUUCAAAAGUUUUAGCAUGGAGCCGAGUUACGACUUCCUGCAUAUCUAUGAAGGGGAGGACUCCAACAGCCCACUGAUUGGAAGCUUCCAGGGCUCUCAAGCCCCAGAGAGGAUAGAGAGCAGUGGUAACAGCCUCUUCCUGGCAUUCAGGAGUGAUGCUUCUGUUGGCCUAUCGGGGUUCGCCAUUGAAUUUAAAGAGAAGCCCCGGGAAGCUUGCUUUGACCCUGGGAACAUAAUGAAUGGGACGAGGAUUGGAACUGACUUCAAGCUGGGCUCUACAGUUACCUAUCAAUGCGACUCUGGUUACAAAAUCGUGGAUCCCUCAUCCAUUGAGUGUGUGACAGGGGCUGAUGGGAAGCCAUCCUGGGACAAGGCACUGCCUGCUUGCCAAGCACCCUGUGGAGGCCAAUACAUGGGCUCGGAGGGGGUAGUUUUGUCACCGAACUACCCUCAUAACUACACAGCUGGCCAGAUUUGCAUCUACUCCAUCACGGUACCAAAGGAAUUUGUGGUGUUUGGACAGUUUGCCUACUUCCAGACUGCGCUGAAUGACUUGGCAGAGUUGUUUGAUGGAACCCAUCCGCAGGCCAGGCUUCUCAGUUCUCUCUCUGGUUCCCAUUCGGGUGAAACCCUCCCACUGGCUACAUCCAAUCAGAUUCUGCUUCGAUUCAGCGCAAAGAGCGGAGCUUCUGCACGGGGUUUCCACUUCGUGUACCAAGCCGUUCCACGAACCAGUGACACGCAGUGCAGCUCUGUCCCAGAGCCCCGAUAUGGGAGAAGGAUUGGUUCUGAGUUCUCUGCAGGCUCCAUCGUCCGAUUCGAGUGUAACCCAGGUUACCUGCUGCAAGGUUCCACAGCCAUCCGCUGCCAGUCUGUGCCAAAUGCUUUGGCCCAGUGGAACGACACCAUCCCAAGCUGUGUAGUUCCGUGCAGUGGCAAUUUCACUCAAAGAAGAGGGACAAUUUUGUCCCCAGGCUACCCUGAGCCAUACGGGAACAACCUGAACUGUGUGUGGAAGAUCAUCGUAUCGGAGGGUUCAGGAAUCCAGAUCCAAGUGAUCAGCUUUGCCACGGAACAGAACUGGGACUCCCUGGAGAUCCAUGAUGGAGGAGACAUGAUGGCCCCCAGACUGGGCAGCUUCUCAGGUACCACAGUUCCCGCACUGCUGAAUAGCACCUCCAACCAGCUCUGCCUGCACUUCCAGUCUGACAUCAGCGUUGCUGCCGCUGGCUUUCACCUGGAGUAUAAAACGGUGGGCCUGGCUGCGUGCCAGGAACCUACUCUCCCGAGCAACGGCAUCAAGAUAGGAGACCGAUACAUGGUGAAUGACGUACUGUCCUUCCAGUGUGAGCCCGGGUACACCUUGCAGGGCCGCUCACACAUUUCUUGUAUGCCAGGAACCGUACGUCGCUGGAACUAUCCUUCCCCUUUGUGCAUUGCCACCUGUGGUGGGACACUGACCAGCAUGAGUGGAGUGAUCCUGAGCCCAGGGUUUCCGGGCUCAUACCCCAACAACUUGGACUGCACCUGGAAGAUAUCACUGCCCAUUGGCUAUGGUGCACAUAUCCAAUUUCUAAAUUUCUCAACUGAAGCCAACCAUGACUACCUGGAGAUCCAGAAUGGCCCUUACCACAGCAGUCCAAUGAUGGGCCAGUUCAGUGGCCCUGACCUUCCUGCAUCUCUGCUGAGCACCACACACGAAACCCUCAUCCGUUUCUAUAGUGACCACUCACAGAACCGGCAAGGAUUUAAACUCAGUUACCAAGCUUAUGAGUUACAGAACUGCCCGGACCCACCGGCAUUCCAGAAUGGGUUCAUGAUCAACUCGGAUUACAGCGUGGGCCAGUCAAUCUCCUUUGAGUGCUAUCCUGGCUACAUCUUGCUAGGCCACCCUGUGCUCACCUGCCAGCAUGGCACUGACAGAAACUGGAACUACCCUUUCCCACGGUGUGAUGCUCCCUGCGGGUAUAAUGUGACAUCACAGAAUGGUACCAUUUAUUCCCCUGGGUUUCCAGAUGAAUACCCAAUUCUGAAGGACUGCCUGUGGCUGGUCACUGUCCCUCCAGGGCAUGGAGUGUACAUCAACUUCACCUUGCUGCAGACCGAGGCUGUAAAUGACUACAUCGCUGUGUGGGAUGGUCCUGACCAGAACUCGCCUCAGCUCGGGGUCUUCAGUGGAAACACUGCCCUUGAGACAGCAUACAGCUCCACCAACCAGGUCCUGCUCAAAUUCCACAGCGAUUUCUCCAAUGGAGGCUUCUUUGUCCUCAAUUUUCAUGCAUUUCAGCUGAAGAGGUGCCCGCCUCCCCCAGCAGUGCCGCAGGCUGACCUGCUUACAGAAGACGAGGACUUUGAAAUAGGGGACUUCGUAAAGUACCAGUGCCAUCCAGGGUACACACUGUUGGGAAGCGACACUCUGACAUGCAAGCUCAGCUCACAGCUACUGUUCCAAGGUUCUCCACCCACCUGUGAAGCACAAUGCCCAGCAAAUGAAGUGCGAACAGCUUCUUCUGGGGUGAUUCUCAGUCCCGGGUACCCAGGCAACUAUUUUAACUCCCAGACAUGUGCUUGGAGUAUUAAAGUGGAGCCAAACUUUAACAUUACGCUCUUUGUGGACACAUUUCAAAGUGAAAAGCAAUUUGAUGCACUGGAAGUAUUUGAUGGUUCUUCUGGACAAAGUCCUCUGUUGGUGGUCUUAAGUGGGAACCACACAGAACAGUCCAAUUUCACCAGCAGAAGCAACCAUCUAUACCUCCGCUGGUCCACAGACCAUGCAACCAGCAAGAAAGGAUUCAAGAUUCGCUAUGCAGCUCCUUACUGCAGCCUCACCUCUACACUCAAGAAUGGUGGCAUUUUAAAUAAAACCGCCGGGGCAGUGGGGAGCAAGGUAUACUACUUCUGCAAGCCUGGAUAUCGAAUGAUUGGCCACAGCAAUGCAACGUGCAGGCGGAACCCAGUGGGCAUAUAUCAGUGGGACUCGAUGGCACCACUUUGCCAGGCUGUGUCCUGUGGAAUUCCAGAGGCUCCAGGAAAUGGCUCGUUCACGGGCAAUGAGUUCACCUUAGACAGUAAAGUGACUUACGAAUGUCAUGAAGGCUUCAAGCUGGAUGCCAGUCAGCAAGCCACUGCUGUGUGUCAAGAAGAUGGCCUGUGGAGCAACAGAGGAAAGCCACCCACAUGCAAACCGGUGCCCUGCCCCAGCAUCGAAGGCCAGCUGUCAGAGCACGUGCUCUGGAGGCUGGUUUCAGGAUCACUGAAUGAAUAUGGAGCUCAAGUUCUCCUCAGCUGCAGCCCUGGCUACUUCUUGCAGGGUCAGAGGCUCUUGCAGUGCCAAGCCAAUGGGACCUGGAGCACUGAAGAAGACAGACCCAGAUGUAAAGUCAUCUCCUGUGGAAGCCUGUCCUUUCCACCAAAUGGUAACAAGAUAGGGACGCUCACUAUGUACGGAGCCACUGCCAUCUUUACCUGCAACACCGGCUACACACUUGUGGGCUCCCAUGUCCGGGAGUGCUUGGCCAAUGGUCUCUGGAGUGGAUCUGAAACAAGGUGUCUGGCGGGUCAUUGUGGCUCUCCAGACCCCAUUGUGAAUGGCCAUAUCAGCGGUGAUGGCUUCAGCUACAGAGACACCGUGGUCUACCAAUGCAACCCUGGCUUCCGGCUUGUGGGCACCUCUGUAAGGAUUUGCCUGCAGGACCACAAGUGGUCGGGACAGACCCCUGUUUGCGUCCCCAUCACAUGUGGACAUCCUGGAAACCCUGCCCAUGGCCUCACCAACGGCACCGAGUUCAACCUGAAUGACCUUGUGAAUUUCACCUGCCAUACGGGCUACCUGCUGCAGGGUGCCUCCCGAGCCCAGUGUCGGAGCAAUGGCCAGUGGAGCAGCCCCUUGCCUAUCUGUCGAGUGGUUAACUGUUCCGAUCCCGGAUUUGUGGAAAAUGCAGUUCGCCACGGGCAACAGAACUUUCCAGAGAGUUUCGAGUAUGGGACAAGUGUGAUGUAUCAUUGCAAGAAGGGGUUCUACCUGCUGGGAUCUUCUGCCCUGACCUGCAUGGCAAAUGGCUUGUGGGACCGCUCCUUACCCAAGUGUCUGGCUAUUUCAUGUGGGCAUCCUGGGGUCCCUGCUAAUGCUGUCCUGACUGGAGAAUUGUUCACAUAUGGAGCCACAGUCCAGUACUCCUGCAAAGGGGGGCAGAUCCUCUCAGGCAAUAGCACAAGAGUCUGCCAAGAAGACAGUCACUGGAGUGGAUCCCUUCCUCAUUGUUCAGGAAAUAGUCCUGGAUUUUGUGGUGAUCCAGGGACGCCAGCGCAUGGGUCUCGUCUUGGGGAUGAGUUUAAGACAAAGAGUCUGUUGCGGUUCUCCUGUGAGAUGGGCCACCAGCUGAGGGGCUCUGCAGAGCGCACAUGCCUGGUGAAUGGAUCUUGGUCAGGAUUACAGCCUGUGUGUGAGGCCGUGUCCUGUGGAAACCCUGGCACCCCCACCAACGGGAUGAUUCUCAGCAGCGAUGGAAUCCUCUUCUCCAGUUCUGUCAUCUAUGCUUGCUGGGAAGGCUACAAGACCUCAGGGCUCAUGACUCGGCACUGCACAGCCAACGGGACAUGGACAGGCACAGCCCCUGACUGUACAAUCAUCAGCUGUGGGGAUCCUGGGACACUGCCCAAUGGCAUCCAGUUUGGGACAGACUUCACUUUCAACAAGACUGUGAGCUAUCAGUGCAACCCCGGCUACCUGAUGGAGCCCCCCACAUCACCCACUAUCCGCUGCACCAAAGAUGGCACAUGGAAUCAGAGCCGGCCCCUCUGCAAAGCUGUCCUGUGCAACCAGCCUCCCCCAGUAGCCAAUGGAAAAGUGGAGGGGUCAGACUUCCGAUGGGGUGCCAGCAUAAGCUACAGCUGUGUGGAUGGCUACCAGCUCUCGAACUCAGCCAUCCUGUCCUGUGAAGGGCGUGGAGUGUGGAAAGGAGAAGUCCCUCAGUGCUUGCCUGUGUUCUGUGGUGAUCCUGGGACUCCGGCAGAGGGACGGCUCAGUGGGAAAAGCUUCACCUUUAAGUCUGAGGUCUUCAUCCAAUGCAAACCCCCUUUUGUGUUAGUGGGAUCUUCCAGGAGAACCUGUCAGGCUGAUGGGAUGUGGAGUGGCAUCCAGCCCACUUGUAUAGAUCCGGCACACACCGCCUGCCCAGACCCUGGCACUCCCCACUUUGGAAUUCAGAAUAGCUCUAAAGGUUAUGAGGUUGGAAGCACUGUGUUCUUCAGAUGUAGAAAAGGUUACCACAUCCAAGGCUCCACUACACGGACCUGCCUUGCAAACCUUACAUGGAGUGGGAUCCAGACAGAGUGCAUACCCCAUGCCUGCCGACAGCCAGAGACCCCAGCGCAUGCAGAUGUGAGAGCCAUUGAUCUUCCAGCUUUUGGCUACACUUUAGUCUACACCUGCCAUCCCGGAUUUUUCCUUGCUGGUGGAUCUGAACACAGGACAUGUAAAGCAGAUAUGAAAUGGACAGGAAAGUCACCUGUUUGUAAAAGUAAAGGAGUGAGAGAAGUUAAUGAAACAGUUACUAAAACUCCAGUUCCUUCUGAUGUAUUUUUCAUCAACUCGGUGUGGAAAGGAUAUUAUGAAUAUUUAGGAAAGAGACAGCCUGCAACUCUCACUGUGGACUGGUUCAAUGCAACCAGCAGCAAGGUCAAUGCGACCUUCACCACAGCCUCCCAGGUGCAGCUGGAGCUGACAGGGGUCUACAAGAAGGAAGAGGCCCACCUGCUUCUGAAAGCCUUUCAUAUCAAAGGACCAGCAGAUAUUUUUGUAAGCAAGUUUGAAAAUGACAACUGGGGACUCGAUGGUUACGUGUCCUCAGGACUUGAGAGAGGAGGAUUCUCCUUUCAAGGUGAUAUACAUGGAAAAGACUUCGGGAAGUUCAAGCUAGAAAGGCAAGAUCCUUCCAACUCUGAUGCGGACUCUUCAAAUCACUACCAGGGUACCAGCAGUGGCUCUGUGGCAGCUGCGAUUCUCGUUCCCUUCUUCGCUCUAAUUCUUUCAGGGUUUGCAUUUUACCUCUACAAACACAGAACAAGACCAAAAGUUCAAUAUAAUGGCUAUGCUGGCCAUGAAAACAGUAAUGGACAAGCUUCAUUUGAAAACCCCAUGUAUGACACAAACUUAAAACCCACAGAGGCCAAGGCUGUGAGGUUUGACACGACUCUGAACACAGUGUGUACAGUGGUAUAGCCCUCAGUGCCCCCUAGGACCGAUUCAUAGCCAUACCUCUGAUGGACAAGCAGUAAAAUCCUUUGGUGCCAUAUACCACCCCCCUUCUACUCUUGCCUUGCUGCAGCAACCUUGGCCAUCGUCUGCUGGCAUAACGCAGUGGGAAUUUCCUCUGAAUCACGACCGAGUCUUCUGAGGAUCAAAUUGUGAAUACAUCUUCAUCUCGAAAAUGGAUUAUCAAAGCCUGGCUGCUGCAUCCACCAGAAAUCAAGAUACCGACAACGACGAGGGCAAGGAAGACUGCAGAGUCUUACAGACAGGUGGUACUUAAUGCCUCUGACAUUUGUGUCUCUGUGUGGCCAGGAUGCCUUUGGAUGUUGUCUUCUGAGCAUACAGAUACAUCCUUCAGGUGCGGCAACAAAAUGGUAGCAGAUAUGUGUUUUGUGUUUUUCUUUUCUUUUUAUCCCUAUUCACUGGACAUGAAUUCUUUACAAAAGUAAAGCCUUCCUGGAGAAGAUACCUUCUGGAAAAUGCACACACGUACACUUGCUUCACUCUGCCCUGCCUGAGACAUGAGCUCUGCGGAUCUACAGGCUCCACUGGGCAUCCAUCAAUUACUAGGGAUGUUUGCAGAUCUCACAGUCAGAGCUGCUCCAUCCCAGAAUUCUUGAUGUUCAACAUUUUGCACUAGUGUGUUAAGAACGACUAAGUCUAAUUUCUAAACAAACUAUUUCCACAGGGUUUGUAUUCACUAUACAUUGUACAUAAGCAUCCUCUCAUAUUGCAUUCUCAAGCAAAAGAUGCCACCCUCAGUUGAGUUGGCAUGUAAAGGAAAGUAUCCCCAGAUACAGCACAGAUUUUGAAAGGGAGAUAGUACUAGUAUGCUGAAGAAGUUAUAUUUUUAUCACUUCUGUUGGCCACAUUUAUGUGUCAGAUCCAUUGCCUACUCCCGGUGGUAGAAAUGAAGCCACAUAUUCCCUUUGAUUUCUCCCCUUCUUGUGCAUACAACUAUUGUCUACAGCAUACUGAUCAAUAACAGGGGGCUCCAGAAAUGUCCAUCUUUCCAUGUACAGUUGUGAAUAGUAAUUUAUUUUAGGUAGCUCAUGAACUCAGUUCACAGUGCAGUCUUCCCCUCUGGAUUGUUGUUUCCUUUCUCUGUUCUGUAACAUCACCCUCCCAGAAUGCAUUGAGACACUUAUCUCACAGCCACACCCAAGCUCAGAGGAAUCAAAAGGGAAAUCAAAGUCCAAAUCAGAAUCGGAAGGGCAGGCGCCGCUCGCACACCCUCAUGAUGAUCUGUUUUAUAGAUUAUUUGCCUUUCUUGCAAAAAAAAAAAAAAUCAUUUCAGUGAUUUUUGAAACGUUUAAAAUUCUUUACUGAUAGACUAUCUAUUAUGAUAUGUAAGAUAGGUGGUAUGGCCAACAGGGGUAAAAUAAACAGCCUGAAGACAAGGCAGGGCCAGAGAAAUGUCUGUAAGAAAUUCAAAGAGAAGAUCAUGUUUAUUUUUAUUUAUAUUUGUUUGAUAAAAGUAUUUUUGGAAAUAUAAUGCUUAUUUUAUUAUUUGACGUUUCAUGCACAGUUCAUGUGGUAAAAAUCCCCCCUUUGCACAUCCCAGGAUUUGCACUGAUAACAUGGGUCAGGAUGUCAUGCUGACGUUCUGUUUGCUGUGGUGACUACGUUCAUGCCUAGCUUUAAGACAGGUGGAUCUGUCUAUCUACAUGAUGUUUAAAUUCAGGACUUCCCAGAGGACAGUGGGUAAAGGAAUAUUGGCUUACGGCUUUGGAAGUUCAGCAUUCUGAGCAUUCCAGAGGCCACACUGGGCUCCCUCUUUGCAGCCAGCUCUUCUUGCAAGGGCUGUCUGUUGUGUCAGGACUCCUGACUUCUUCUGUUGACACUCUAUCCACUGGGGUUCAUAUUUAAGACUCCAUGUCCCAGGAAGGAGUUUUGACAUAGGUUCCUCCAGCCAAGCCAACACACAUCCAUGGCAUUCUUCUGGGUCCACAGAGGUUCUUCAUUGGCUCCCUGGGAAAUUCAGAUGAUGUCAGCAAGAGUGUGCUUCUAACCACACAUUGAGCCAAAACGAAAACCGAGAACAUCAGAAGGUCCACAGACCAGAGUGCGCAAGGGAGAACAGGGUUACUAUAUAUAUUAAUGUAUAUAAAAACACACACAAAAACAUAUAUAUAUAUAUAUAUUGUACAUAUCUAAGUUUGAGUCAUUCAGACUAGGUGCAAAAUGCUGACUUUGGAGUCUAAACUAACGUCUCUUGUCCCCACAUCCCUGGCCUGUUUGCUGGCCAGUUACAUUAAGAAGACUUGACUCAGAUAGGGCAUACAUACAUGCAAGGAGCCACAUCAUCAGACCAGUGUCGUUUUCCUUUGUGUGCAAACUGACUUACAGCUACCAGACUGCAUCAUGAUAUUUAAAACCAACAUACAAUAUUGAGCGGCACACUCAGUUGAGAGCCUAGCUCAAUUCUUCCUAUGAUGUGUGUGUGUGUGUGUGUGUGUGUGUGUGUGUGUGUGUGUGUGUGUGUGGUGUUUCACCAGGUCUCAGAGGCAUUGAAGACCUAGCAGGACAGUCAGGAACACCUUCCUCAGUGAGGUCUCGACUUUUCCCUGAAGCGCCCAGAGCACAGUGAGGAGACACGCUAUGAGUGACAGAUUACAUGUGCUUCGAAGCUGUUCAACUGUUGCUUGUCUUUGCCCAUCUUGCCUUCAGGCUAGCUGCAAUAAUUUUUUUCUUCUGUAAAAUAUUUUGUAAACAAUAACAACAACAACAACAAAAGCUAUUAAAAAGGGAGAAAAGAAAGCUGGCAUUAUGAUCAGGAAAACCAUCCAUUCUCGCUGUCCCACCCUCCCGUCUCCUCCACACGCUGCUGUCACAACGUAGGUGCGGAAGACCUUUUUGUACAGAGAUAUAUUUUUUAUGAAGAAUUUGUAAAAUUAUUAAAUAUGCUGUAAUUUUUUGAUUAAUGUAGGUAAAUUGUUAAAAAAAAAUAAAUGUUUUUACAAUGCAAAACUGUAAUUUUCCCGAUAAUGUAACGUUACCCUCUAGCUGAUUUUCAGUUCCCAUCCUAUUCGACAUGUAUUAAUAUUAAGGCGGCCUGUUAAAACGAACAGUAUCUUUUUGUCAAAAAAAAAAUUAUAAAGAGAGUGUAACAUAACCUGUGUAAUGCCACCUAUCUUUAAAGCAAAUCAGAGUUCUAAUUAAAUAUUUAAUUUU
Grammomys surdaster is the source of this 14306-nucleotide messenger RNA. RefSeq names its product CUB and Sushi multiple domains 1 (gene Csmd1). The record is from RefSeq and is a predicted model, not a curated record. NCBI's taxonomy places the organism in Eukaryota, Metazoa, Chordata, Mammalia, Rodentia, Muridae. The coding region runs from base 408 to 11102 and encodes 3564 amino acids. The transcript has 70 exons.